This is a messenger RNA of Suillus discolor, 1898 nucleotides long. RefSeq lists its product as uncharacterized. The record is from RefSeq and is a predicted model, not a curated record. Bases 1 to 1830 code for a protein of 609 amino acids. The transcript is spliced from 3 exons. NCBI's taxonomy places the organism in Eukaryota, Fungi, Basidiomycota, Agaricomycetes, Boletales, Suillaceae.
AUGAGCCCUACCACUGGUAUCUGCCUAAGGCUCAUCGUACAAGCCGUCACACCCUCUGGCAAAUUCGAAGUUCCCCUCAAUGAUCAUGCCCACCAUGUCAGCAAACUCGCCAUAUGGCUGCUAACCCAUUCACCCUUCAAAGAAUGGAUUAUUUUCGAGUGGAUCAGAAAAUCAGUGUGGUUCGCACUGAAGCUAUUGUGGCCAAUCAUCCGGUUUAUCGUGGAAUAUUAUUCCAAUGGUAGUGGUGACUUUGAAGAUGAAACUGAUUCGUCAUAUAACACAGGAUACUACAAACCAUAUCUUCGCCAGUUUCAGGGUCAGCUAUGGGCAGCUUGUUCUCGCAUGGAGCAUUCAUCGUGCGUUAAAGAGGAAGCUGAUGUGAUUACCCAUACACAUGCCUGUUACCCUCGAGUUCUCAUGAUCCGCAACCCAAACAAGAAUGAGUGGGUUCGAUGCGUAGAUCGCGAUAUCAUCAUCCACACUAAAUACAUCGCCAUCUCUUACCGUGCAACCGACGUCUACUCUCGAGGCUUGGGUGAGAAGAAAGAAAAGGCACAGUUUAUAGAUGAUGUUCGUGCGGUGGUGCUCGGACAGCAAUUCAAUGCCUACUGGCUCGACUUGGAGUGUCUAGGGGAGACACCAUCAGAGGAGAAUCUGGAUGUGUAUUGCAUGUCAGACAUCUACCAAGCCCUCCUGAGCACUUGGCUUUGUUACAAGUUCCGGGAUCGGGAAGAGGUCGAGUCGUUGUCGUUGUUUCAGCUGGCUAACCUGGCAUAUACGAACUCCAAAGAUGAACAAGCAAUUAUCAAUGCAUACACUGGUGGGAAGGAUCCGCUUCAGAGGCUGGAGCACUUGACACUGUUGAAACAAGUCAUAUGGAGGCGCACUAUGGCAGGUUUCCCAACACUUUCUGGCCCUCCUCUCCCGCCAAAGUCAUACAUGGUAGGCGGGGGGUCUGUCACCAGCGAGGGGUAUAAGCCACACAAAGCAGACCAUGUGUAUGCGCUCAUGGGCUUUUUUGAGCACCACAUUCAGCCGAACCACGAUAAAGAUGAGUUAUGUGCACUCGCGAGGUUGUCAAUGGCCAAUGAUAGCGACCGCAUCGCGGAUCGCAUGGUGUCCAUGUUUCCCUCAACCACCACCCCAGGGGCAUGCUGGUACACUGACAAUGAUAUCUAUGACUCAAAUCUUUGGGAUAUUCUUCCAGAGAUCCAAGUCACUGGUGUAACAGAGAACGGAGCUCUCGUUUUGGAUGGCUGUCAGGCGGCAGCCAUCAGAUGGAAGGACUUCCCGGAUGUUCCAUUUGCAACUACAUUUUUGCUGAGGAAGAUUGUCAGUUCCAUACCGUAUUUCUCCUGGGUGUUCAUUGUCAUUGGCAAAUCUGGGUGUAUAGUCAACAAACAACCGUGGUUGAUCGGGGUCAAAGGAGUGAUUGAUAGAGAGACGGUAGAGAGUCACUUAUACGGGGGUACCAUUGCAAACUUCCCAAGGAUGUAUUUCACCCUGAGCGGUUCACUGUUAUCGAAGCCAGAACAAUUCGUGAGACAGAUAGGCUCAGACGAGCAAUACGAGGAUGCGAAGGAACACGCGAAGAGUGGACUGGGACAUAUGUUCACGCUCAUUGACACAUGCUCGUCAACCAUGUACUAUUUCCGUGCCGAGCGACUGCCGACGGUUUGCAUCUUCGCAGGACGGGAGGGAGGGCUUGGGAGAUUUGUGCUUUGUUCGGAGAGCUGCAAGGCCAAUGAACUGCAUAAGGAGAUGGUGUUGCAGAUGCCCACGGAGAUCAGUCAGAGGAUGGAGUUGUGUGGUUGGGUCGCGCUUGGAUGAGAUUGAUUUGUAUGAGGCCUGUGACCAUUCUAAGAAAUCAGGCUCCCCUAUGUCUCCCUAUAUAUCUC